Hordeum vulgare subsp. vulgare (domesticated barley) is the source of this 2848-nucleotide messenger RNA. RefSeq names its product scarecrow-like protein 34. The record is from RefSeq and is a predicted model, not a curated record. Gene Ontology annotation, molecular function: sequence-specific DNA binding; DNA-binding transcription factor activity. Gene Ontology annotation, cellular component: nucleus. The coding region runs from base 180 to 2417 and encodes 745 amino acids. Gene Ontology annotation, biological process: regulation of DNA-templated transcription. The transcript has 2 exons. NCBI's taxonomy places the organism in Eukaryota, Viridiplantae, Streptophyta, Magnoliopsida, Poales, Poaceae.
UUCCUCUCCCUCAUCCCCUCGCCUCACCUCCCCAUUCCCCUUCUCCCUCCCGUCUUCUCUCAGUUCCGGUGGCCAAUCCCCCCUGAUCCCACCCUCCGCUCCUUCGCAGAACCUUCCGCUCCCAACCUCUACAAAACCACCAAAACCCCAACUUGCCCUCUCCCACCUCCCCCGCCGCCAUGGGCUCCUCCUCCUACCUCCCCCACGACAUGGAUUUCCCCUCCUACCUCCCCGCCGACACGGGCUCCCCCGGCUCCGGCGACCCCUCCCUCAACCUCUACCUAUCCGACCUCAUCCCCGGCUCGCCCUCCGCCUACCUCGACCUCCCCCCGACCCCGCACCACGAGCAGGAGCAGCAAGAACCCUCCCCUGACGGCCACGACGCCGCCGCCGGCGGCGGCGGCGGCGGCGGCGACUCCCCCUCCUCCACGCCGGAGGACCUCGUGCUGCCCUUCAUCUCCCGCAUACUCAUGGAAGAGGACAUCGACGACAAGUUCUUCUACGACUUCCCCGACAACCCCGCGCUCCUCGAGGCGCAGCAGCCCUUCCUCGAGAUCCUCUCCGAUCCCUCCUCCAACUCCACCUCCGACGACAGCAACAACCGCGCCGUCUCCCCGUGCUCCCCCUCCGACGCCUCCGUCGGCACCGCCGCCCAGCUGCCCCCCACGCCCGCCGCCGUUGACUCCUACGACCGCUUCCGGUACGAGCCCGUCGACCUCGAUCCCGCCGCCUUCUUCGGCGGCGGCGCCAACUCCGACCUCAUGAGCUCCGCCUUCCUCAAGGGGAUGCAGGAGGCAAACAAGUUCCUGCCCAGUCAGGACAAGCUCGUCAUCGACCUCGAGGCCUCCUCUGGCCAGUUCUUCAAGGGCGUCGAGGAGGGCAACAAGUUCCUGCCCAGGGAGGACAAGCUCGUUGCUGGAUUCAAUGGCCACGCAGCUCCUGCGUCGGCGCCGGCUGUGCUCAGCGUAAAAAAGGAGGAGGCGGUGGAUUCGGUCUCGGCCAACUCUGGUGGCGGCCGAGGUCGGAAGAACCCCUACCAUGAUGACGAGCUGGAGCAGGAGGGUGGCAGGAGCAGCAAGCAGAGUGCGCUGGGAGACGACGUCUCUGCACGGGAGAUGUUCGACAGGAUGCUGAUGCCCUCAGACGAGAUGUGCAUCGUGCAGAUGGAGAACCUGCGGAUCGCCAUGCAGGAGGCGGUGGCAAAGAAUGAUGGCGGCGGCGGGAAGGGGGGCAACGGCAAGGGGAGGGGCCGGCGUGGUGGUUCCGAUGUGGUGGACCUGCGCACGCUGCUCAUCCAUUGCGCGCAGGCUGUUGCCACGGAUGACCGCCGGAGCGCUACAGAGCUGCUGAAGCAGAUCAAGCUGCAUGCUCGCCCUGAUGGCGAUGGGACUCAGCGCCUCGCGCAUUGCUUUGCAGAGGGCCUGCAGGCGCGGAUGGCGGGCACAGGUGGCCUCGUACACCAGUCGCUCAUGGCAACACGCAUCUCAGCUGUGGACAUGCUCAAAGCUUACCAGCUGUACAUGGCAGCCAUCUGUUUCAAGAAGGUGUUUUUCCUAUUCUCAAAUAGUACAAUCUAUAAUGCCUCCCUGGGGAAGAAGAAGAUACAUAUCAUCGAUUAUGGUAUACAAUAUGGGUUCCAGUGGCCGUGCUUUCUGCGACGGAUAUCACAAAGGCCUGGAGGGCCGCCAAAUGUUAGGAUCACUGGUAUCGAUCUCCCCCAGCCUGGGUUCCGGCCAACAGAGCGGAUUGAGGAGACAGGGCGCAGGCUCAAGAAGUAUGCCCAUGAGUUUAAUGUGCCGUUCCAGUACCGCGUCAUCGCGAGGGCAAAGUUGGAGUCGCUCCGCAAAGAGGAUUUGGACAUUGAUCCUGAUGAGGUACUCAUUGUUAACUCCUUGCUUCAAUUCAAGAACUUGAUGGACGAGAGCGUUGUGCUUGAGAGCCCAAGGGAUGUUGUGCUCAAGAACAUCAGGAAGAUGCGGCCCCACACAUUCAUCCAUGCAAUUGUGAAUGGCUCAUUCAGUGCCCCAUUCUUCGUGACACGGUUUCGGGAGGUUCUGUUCUUCUACUCGGCCCUUUUUGAUGUUCUGGACACAACCACCCCAAGGGAUAACGAACAGAGGAUGCUGAUUGAGCAGAACAUCCUUGGGCGUGCUGCCCUGAAUGUCAUUGCCUGUGAGGGUACAGAUAGGGUGGAGCGUCCUGAGACGUAUAAGCAAUGGCAGGUAAGGAAUCAACGGGCAGGUUUGAAGCUGUUGCCAUUGAAUCCAGAAGUCAUUGGGCUAGCAAGAGACAAGGUCAAGAACUGCUACCACAAGGACUUUGUGAUUGAUGUAGAUCAGCAGUGGCUCUUGCAAGGAUGGAAAGGGCGCAUCCUCUAUGCCAUCUCGACAUGGACGGCAAAUGAUGCUAGCUCAUAAAUUUUAGCUAGCAUUUUCACUUGACAAUGCUUAUAGCUCUAGUUAUGUCAAUAUAAUGUCUGUGUGUUGUGUAUGGACCAUGGUCUAGUUAAGUAGCCUUGGAUCAGUGGAUGCAGUUUCUUGAGGUCAUAAGAGAGAUGGGUAGCCCAAGAUAUAUGCAUAUGGUUUUAUGUGAUGUGAAUUAGAUGUUGCUGCAGUCAUGUUGCUGCCUAAUGCCUAGCUUUGUAGGGUUUAGACUUGGGUGUCCUGAUCUGGAUGGAUGUUGUUUGCUGAAUUCUGGUAUGUGCCUGCGAUCAAUCCAGCCAGUUGAUCAGGUUGUAAUUGACACUAGUCACUGUGUUGUGGGUGCGUGCUGCACUGUGGCAGGCAGUAACAUUUGUAUGAAAAACUUGAUGAACCUCGUUUUGGCUAGUCUAUUAUGUUUUUUACCA